Molecule: messenger RNA, 3398 nt
Organism: Anas platyrhynchos (mallard)
Lineage: Eukaryota; Metazoa; Chordata; Aves; Anseriformes; Anatidae
Product: E3 ubiquitin-protein ligase TRIM41
Molecular function (GO): protein binding; zinc ion binding
Source: RefSeq, a predicted model, not a curated record
GGGGGGUUGGGGUCGGGAACCGGGCCUGGGUUCGAGGUUUGAGGCCUGUAGGGAACGGGGGUGGGGGGGGGCCGGGACCGGGCCUGGCCCCUCCGCUUUGGGGUUUACGGAGCGGGUUUAGGGGCGGGGAGCGGCUCCGGUUUAGGGUCUAGAGGAAAGGGGGAGGGGGCGAGCUCCGGUGGUGCCCACCCCGAGGGGCUGAAGGACCUCAGAAAGCCCCGGGAGGACCGAGGGGGUGAGGGGGGAAGGGGGGUGGGGUGGGGGGGGGGGGAAGUCUUUGGGCCUCCCCCAUGGCGGUGGCGGGCGACGGGGGGCCCGGGGGGCGCCUGAACCCGGUGGAGACGCUGCAGGAGGAGGCGAUCUGCGCCAUCUGCUUGGACUACUUCCUGGAGCCCGUGUCCAUCGGCUGCGGCCACAACUUCUGCCGCGUGUGCAUCUCGCAGCUGUGGGGAGGCGAGGCGGAGUACGAGGCGGCCCCCGGGGCGGCGGCGGCGGCUGGAGGAGGAGGAGGAGGAGGCAGAGGGGCCGUGGGGUUGGGGGACGACGUGUUGGAGGAAGAGCUGGAGGAUGAGGAGGAUGAGCUGGAUGAGGACGAGCUGGAGGUGGAGCAGGAGGAAGAGGAGGAGGAGGAUGGCGGCGGCGGAGGAGCCGAGGAGGAGGAGGACAUGUGGAGCGAGGAGGAAGACGACGGCGAGCUGUGGGAAGAGCCGGUGGAGGAGGACAUUUGGGACGCUGGGGUCGGGGGAGAGCUUUAUUUCGGGGACGAGGACUAUGACGAGGACGUGAUGGAGGAAGACGUGGAGGAAGAGGAGGAGGUGGAGGAGGAGGAAGAAGAGGUGCAGACCCCUCCGCCCCCGGUUCUGGCAGCCCGGCCCCGGCGCCAGCAGACCUUUACCUGCCCCCAGUGCCGCAAAACCUUUUUCGAGAGGAAUUUUCGGCCCAACCUCCAGCUGGCCAACAUGGUGCAAAUCAUCCGGCAGCUUCACCCCUACCCCCCGCGCCUCGCGCCGCCUGCCGCCGGCCCCUCGGCUUCGGGGGCUGCGGCCGGAGGGCCGGGGGGGGUCCUGGUGGCCGGGGGGGGUCAGGGACCUCCGAACCUUUGCGAGAAGCACCAGGAACCCCUGAAACUCUUCUGCGAGGUGGACGAGCAGGCCAUCUGCGUGGUGUGCAGGGAGUCGCGGAGCCACAAGCACCACAGCGUCGUCCCCCUGGAGGAGGUCGUGCAGGAUUAUAAGAACAAACUCCAGAGCCACCUGGAGCCGCUGAAGAAGAAGCUGGACGCGGUCCUGAAGCAGAAAUCGAACGAGGAGGAGAAGAUCACGGAGCUGAGGGACAAGAUGAAGCUGGAGAUCAAGGAAUUGGAGUCGGAUUUCGAGCUGCUGCACCAAUUCCUCAUCGGGGAGCAGGUCCUGCUCCUGCACCAGCUGGAGGAGCGCUACGAGAGCCUGCUGGUGCGCCAGAGCAGCAACAUCAGCCAGCUGGAGGAGCAGAGCGCUGCCCUCAGCCGCCUCAUCGCCGAAGCGGAGGACAAAAGCAAACAGGACGGGCUGCAGCUGCUCAAGGACAUCAAAGGCACUUUUAUCAGAUGCGAGAAUAUCAAAUUCCAGGAGCCCGAGAUGGUGCCGGUGGACAUGGGGAAGAAAUACCGCAACUACUUCCUGCAGGACGUGGUGAUGAGGAAGAUGGAGAAAGUCUUCAGUAAAGUCCCUCAAGCUGACAUCACCCUGGACCCCGACACCGCUCACCCUCGCCUGAGCCUUUCCCUGGACCGCCGCAGCGUCAAGCUGGGCGAACGCUGCAAGGACCUGCCCGACAACCCCAAGCGUUUCGAUUCCGAUUACUGCGUCCUGGGCUCGCAGGGUUUCACCGCCGGCCGCCACUACUGGGAGGUGGAAGUCGGGGGCCGGAGGGGCUGGGCGGUGGGGGCGGCCCGCGAAACGGCCCGUCGCAAAGAGAAAACCAUGGGGCCCCACCAGGAACGGGAGAUUUGGUGCGUGGGCACCAACGGGAAGAAAUACCAAGCCUUGACGGCCACCGAGCAGACGGCUCUGUCGCCCAACGAGCGGCCCCGGCGCUUCGGCGUCUACCUGGACUACGAACGGGGCCAGAUUUGCUUCUACAACGCCGAGAGCAUGACCCACAUCCACACCUUCAACGCCUCCUUCCACGAGCGCAUCUUCCCCUUCUUCCGCAUCCUGGCCAAGGGCACCCGCAUCAAAAUCUGUGCCUGACGGCCGCCUCGCCUCCCCCUAGGAUCCGGCCUUGCACACACACACACACAAACGGCCACGCUCCUCCUUUUUCUCUCCCCCAACCCUUGAUCCUUCGGGUCCCUCGUCGGGCUCGGACGCUGCACUUGUUGUCUUGCACCUGCUUGCUCACAAGGCCUCUUUUUUUUUCUUUCCCCCACCCUCCUCCUCCUCCUCCUCGUGCCAGCUCUUUUUUCACGGCCUCCCCAGCGGGAUGAGCUGAUCCAAAGCUGGUUUCGUUCGGAUUUGGGAACAAAUCGCCUCGUUUGGGAGGUGAGGCCACUACUUUCACUUCGUCCUUCGCCGUUUGAAGCUGGCGUUGAGCUUUCCAGUGUGGUCUCUCCCCCUUUUUUUCAAGCCCACCGUUGGGUUUUGAGGCGUGGCCUCUUCUCUUCGGGCGCAGAGCUCCUGGGGGGGUCUGGGCGUUGAGGAGCGCUGGAUCUUGGUCUCUCGAUCUCCUAUCGGGGCUGAAAUCAUCUUCCAAAAGUCCUCGGCUUUCCCCAGAGCUGUGCCUGGAUUUUUUGGGGCUUCACCUCACGAACAUCUCCAUCCCCAGCUGGCGUUUGGACCCGGAGCCGAACCUGCUUUACCCUGCUCCGUUUCCCUGUUCUGGCACUCGCUCGCCUCCCCCCUUGCUCUUCUCCCCCUCUUUGUGCUCGGGGGGGGUCACCAGAUCUCCUCCCCCCUUUUCCCAUCCCCUUCCCAACCAUUUCUUGGAGGCCUGGCACUUUAUUCAGGGCCGCCUGGGCCAGGGAGGGUGCAAAAAAAAAAAAAAAAUCUAAAAUAGGGGCGGUUUCCUCCAGCUGGAGCGCGGCGCUGGCCACCAGCCUCUCGUUUCCCCUUGCAGCUUGAGAGCUCUCCGAGGUGGGAAAUAAUUUAUUUUCUCUUCCCUUUUCUCGGCUGUGGUCGAGGUUUCCAGCUGAAUCCUGUCCCCCCUCGAGAGACUCUGACCGCACCUGUUGUGUUUUACUUCUUUUCGUUGGUGGAUUGGUAUUAUUAUUAUUAUUAAUUUUUUUUUUUUCUUCUGUUGGCAUUACAGAGCUAGUUCAAAAUAUUUUUGGCUAAAAUGAGAAUUAAAUGGAGAUUUAGUUUUUUGAAAUGUCAAGAAAUAAUAAUAAAGAAUAAAGUUGUAAAGGCCAGCCUAGCUUA